Molecule: messenger RNA, 1538 nt
Organism: Amyelois transitella
Lineage: Eukaryota; Metazoa; Arthropoda; Insecta; Lepidoptera; Pyralidae
Product: outer dynein arm-docking complex subunit 1
Exons: 10
Coding region: 48-1517 (489 amino acids)
Source: RefSeq, a predicted model, not a curated record
GAGGUGCUGUGAAUUCUUCAAAUAAUCCUAAGAAGAAUAAAAAAAAAAUGGCGGCCCCAACUGAUGAUGUGGAGAUGGAGAAGAUAGCUGAAGAUGAGCUGGCUAAGCUACAGAGACAGUUCCGUGUAAUGGAGAUCGACCGUGCGACGGUGAUGAGCAGCGUGCAGCCGACCCUCAGGGUCCAGAGGAACAUCAUCAGAAGCCUCAACAAUGAGCUGGACAAAAUUAUGAUCGAACUCAAGUUAACAAAAAGCACGUCGAACGUUCUAGAAAACGCUAGAACUCGGGAGAAGCUGAUCUCCUUGCUGAAGGACCAUGAGAGAUGUUCAGCCGAGGUCAAGGAACACAGAGGCACUAUCACCGAACUGGAUUUCCUCUUGAAACAGGUGCAGAAGGAAAUCAAAGGGCUGAAGACCAGAGGAACGGGAUGUGAGAUGGAGUAUGCCAACACCCUGACAAGUCAGACGCUGCUGAGUCAGCUAGAGAACCGUCUUGACACAGCCAUGAAGAAGUUCAACACUGUCAAUAGCGAGAACUUCACCGUAAGAUUAGAGAUCGACAAAUUGCUCAGAGACCGUCAAUUCUUCAACAUGAUCUGGAAGAACCAGGUGAAGCGGCUGACGGACGGCAAGGCCCAAAUCCUGGACCUGGUGGAACAGGCAAUCACCACUUACGACCAACGAGAAGAAUGGUGUUCGAAGCUGGACGCCCUCAAAGAAAAAGCGGCUAUGGAUUAUAGGAAACAUUGUAUGGAAGUGCGCGAACUCCAACGCCAACUAGACCACAGUCUAAAGUUAGAAGAGUUCUUGAGGACAAAAGGAACAGUCAGAUUGACAGCAGCAGACGCUAAGGCAGAGGCGAAGAGGCUGGAGCAACAGGAGGCUGAAUUGAGAGCUUAUAAUAAUUACGUUAAUAUUUUAGAGGCUAUUAAGGAGUUUGCGGGUGAAGAUGACGUGGACAAGUUGAUCUUGGAGUUCAACCGUCGGGAGGAGGAGAACUAUGCGCUGUUCAAUUACAUCAACGAAGUGAACACGGAGCUGAAGAACCUCAACGACAAUGUGAAAGCGCUCAAAAUCAACAUUGAUGAGGAGCAUGCCAAGUACGAAGCCAAGCUUCUCCAGCAGCAGGACAGCAUAGAGUCCCUGAAGUCCACGCUAGAAGAGAAGAGGGAGGCCACGAGAAGACUGCGUUCUUCUUGCGAGAGGAGCGAAGAAGUAUUGUCUGCGCUACUGCACCACAUACAGGCUUUGGCACAGACAUCAGAAUGCAACUCCCUGCCGCUCCUCAAACUGCUCGGGAAAUACUUUGACGUGAACGUGACGAACGCUCGGCUGUACAUCAAGAGCCUGGAGAAGAAGAUAUCGGAGGUCGUCGACGUGAUCAGGGUUGAUGAGUACUUGCAGCGCUGCUCAGACAUCAAAGACCGCACGCCGCCUUCGUCGCGGCGCCGGCGCCAGCGCCCGGCCGCCUCGCCGCGCCCCCCGCCCCGCCGCGACCCGCAACCCGCACAAGGAUAGACCUUAUGAGUAUAGCCUAAA